Molecule: messenger RNA, 6074 nt
Organism: Patiria miniata (bat star)
Lineage: Eukaryota; Metazoa; Echinodermata; Asteroidea; Valvatida; Asterinidae
Product: serine/threonine-protein phosphatase 4 regulatory subunit 2-A-like
Exons: 7
Coding region: 141-1529 (462 amino acids)
Biological process (GO): protein dephosphorylation
Cellular component (GO): protein phosphatase 4 complex; nucleus; cytoplasm
Molecular function (GO): protein phosphatase regulator activity
Source: RefSeq, a predicted model, not a curated record
GUUCCAUUGAUUACGUACGGCGUACGGACGUGCGUACGAGCCGGUGCGGAUAUUUGUACAUACAUGUAGUCGUCAUUUGAUGGUGGUUUGUGGUAAUUUUAUAACGUUUGUACCCGUUUUUCACAUUCAUAUUUCGAGCUAUGUUAGCCAAAAUGCCGGAGGAGAAGGAGGAGAAUACUGAGACCUUCCUGGAUGCUCUAAAUGCAUUUGAACGGAAACCAUCGCGUGAGAUUCCAUCUGAGCUUGAACAACUACUGUGCAGAAUAGCUCGCAAUGGAGAACCACUAUUUCCUUGGAGUAAGCUCAAGCCCCUCGUUGUCACCAAACUAGAGAACGUAAUCCAAGAGUACAUCCAGUCCAACCCAUGUGAAGAGGUGCCCAUGUUGCCCAACGUAGAGAACGUCAAGUUUGAUGAUAUGAGGGAACGUUUACUACGUGCACUCAACGCAUUCAAUAGUGCGCCAUUCACCAUGCAACGUCUGUGUGAAUUGCUAACACAUCCAAAGCGUUACUACCAGAGAAGCGACAAGUUCAUGCGAGGAGUUGAAAAGAACGUACAGGUUGUGAGCACAGUAACGCCGACCGGAAAGCGCAUCACCCAUUCCUGCGAGGUUCGAAACCGCAACCUUAUGGUGAACGGUGUCCUGUCCGAUAUCCACACGCAAACAAGUACUCCCUCUAGUGACUCCCAGGCGUCGGGUGAUGUUACCCCCUCAGACGAGGCGACCCACACCAACGGAGCUGAAGCCACUGCUACCCCGCCGCUCGGCGAUGCGGUUACGCCCGCCCAGGAGCAGACCGUCGAUUCCACGAGGCAAAACGCCGAGGGUACGACAUCGGAACUUGAAAUGGAUCAAAGCAAUGAAAGAACUACCAGCGGUGAUAAUGAGUCACCACCGACUGAUAGUGAUAGUCAGGAAAGCGCAGCGUCGACGACCAAUAAUGAAGCUGAGGCGUGUAAACCAACGGAAGCGUCAGAUCCUCCAGCUUCAGGAGAUUCGGAUGACAGUGACGGAAACAAGGGUGACGGUGAUCAGGAUAGUUGUUCCUCGAUGGACAGUGCAGACAGCGGCGACAGCUCACCAGAUUCAGCCUUACCCCCUCGCUCUGGAUACUUUGAUACCUCACCUCCAAAGGACAACAAUGCUGCAACCGAUCCAUCGCCAGACCCAAAAGUUACAGAGCCUGAGCUAGUAAAGUCUUCUACUGACAUGGAAGAAACACAAACUGCAGAUGAAUCAAGCUCAGAAGCCACCUCAGCCCCCCAACCAGACCAACCAGACCAAAGUCAUUCCAGUAUUACCCCUCCACCGCCAGAAGAACAGGCCUCCUCAUUGGCUGCCACAGACACUACAGACACAACGGACCAAUCAGAAGAAGUCAAAGAGCCAUCAGACAAAGUAGAACCCUCAGUGGAGGAACCGGCCAAUCAGCCAGAGGCCUCAACAGAGGAGAUUAGCCAAUCAGGAAACUCGUCAGAAGAGACCACUGUCACAGUACAGGCAGAAGUGCCCAUGGAUCAGGAAUGAACUUAAAUUUGUAUUUAUUUUUUCCCCGAAAAAAAAAGGACACAAUUUCAGAAUGGAGAUGCAUCAAGGAUCGGAAUCUCAAAAAGGUUGCUGCCUAAAAAAGAAGUGAUUCCAUGCAGAGCUGAUAAGGUUAUCCUGUACAAAAUUGUGCCAUAAAGCACCGAGGUUUAAAUGUUUGGAUACAGUAAGUACUUGCACUUUGUGCAUCUCUAUUUGUGUCAAUCACUUCACAAAAUUCCACUCAGGGCAUAUACACGUACAUGUAACUUGGACGGUCCCAAAACUACCUUGCAACUAAAGGCAGCUGCGUUUGCUUCAUACUUAUGAUCACUGCCACGCCAAGGUGCCAGUUGCAUUUACAUGGAACCUUAGUCUGCCUGUGUUUAUGGCUAAAACAACGGCCUUGUUUAAUAUCCCAACCACACUUCAUAACACCUGCUUGGUCUCUAGUCAACCCUGAUUCAUUUGUGGACCAGCUUUGCUUCACCACAUAUCAACAUGAUUCACUUUACACACCGUUGAAUUUCAACGUGGUUCACAGGUUAUUUGGGAUUUUCCUUCCAGGGGGAACUUUCCCUAGUCCAGUCGAGGGUAGUUCCGAUAGUUCCGGCUGUGCAUCGGCAUCGGGUACCCGAGUACCCGACCGCUGAUGUCAGGAACCGGUUCCAGAUUAUGGAAUUGAGUACCCGUAACCAACUUUACAUAUUACUAAGUAACUUCUCAGACAAUGAAAAAGAAAGGUUUGGAAUGUCAUUUAUGUGGAGAAUUUUGGAAAUGAAAACCAAGCUACACGGAAAAACAAUAGAUUCACGUUUAGGACACUUACGAAAAUGCAAUUGACACCGCAAAGCUACGUGAAUUGAGCUCCAUGUACCCACUUGCAUCUUGCUGUAUUGACGCAACGAUGUGGUAGUGUUAUCUUGCAGACCUUUGUAAACAAUCUGAACAGCAACUUCCGAGAUUAAAAUUUUGGGUUUGGUUUCUUUAACGGGUACCCAGGUUCCUGUGGGUUUUUUUCAAUCGAUAAUCCGAUUCCUGUACUACUCAUAAAUGCACACCCAUAAGGUAAAUACAAAAGAAGGAUGAUAUAUGACUGAAAACUUCAAAGUUGCUGUUUGACACUAAUCGAUUGCAAAAUGUUGAAUAGUGCAACAGAAUCUGAUGUUAAAUGGGAAUUGGUAAACUCCUACAAAAACCUUCCACUUGCUGAAUAUUGACUUGUUUUUGUUUUCCUGAGGGAAUUCCAGUGUUAAUACAGCAAAAACUCUUUGUUUUUUGGCAGACGACAAACGCUCUGUAAAUGUGCCCUCGGGUCGGCCUGCGAUUUGCUUGUGCCGCAGUGGAACUGUCGGCAUCAAGCAGAAAAGUAAUGCUCGGGUCACAAACUUGAGAAAUCGUGUAAUUCUCAUGGAAUAAUUGUGCUUAUAUAGCGCUUUCCAUCGUUACUCAAUAAUCUCAAAGCACUUUACAAUUAUUACCCCGUUCAUCAGGCCAUGGGAUCACGCGGCAGCCGAUAUCAGCGCUCAAUCGGUCCUCGACCCUCACAGGUACCCUCCUGGGUGGAGAGAGGCAAUUGUAGUUAAGUGUCUUGCCCAAGGGCACAAACACCACGUUCCUGGCAGGGUUCGAACCCACGCACCUUCGUACAUGAGUCAAACACCAUAACCACUGGACCAUGGAGAACAAGCAGCAUCUCGACACAAAAUAAUCACAACCAUGCUCAUGUCGCCCACGACGAUUCCACGCCAUAGACGAUCAUGUGACUCUCUAACAAUAGUGGUUAAAGCAUGUAACAAUCAAAUGGCCUUCCAUGGUCACAUCUGUUCAUUUGGCUGUUUUUGACGCACUCUGAUUGGCUACACAAUGAAAUAAGAUCUUGAUGCGCACACGACACCGUAACUUCACACAGGUCGACUGCGAUUGAUUCCCGCCUAUCGGGAACACGUCGCAGCAGUCAUAAUUGUUCUACUCUUGUGACCGUUGAUGCUUUUUUUUAGCGCCGACUGAUGCCGUUCGUCGUCGUUACACUCAGUUCAAAAAUAAAAUUGGCUACUAAUUUGUUCCGGACAGUCGUAUCGCAGGCGUCUCUUGAUCCUGAAAAGUCAGUCGCCCACUGUUCUGUGUCGUCACAAAGUCAACUUGAGGGCGGCUUAACUGUCAAAAUAGACAUCUAUAAAACCAAUGAUGUUUUGACCAUUCGCAGCCUUGAUGACAUUUACAAAUAUCCAACAAAAGUUGAACAAAUUUUCAUGGACGUAACAUGACGCUUACAGCCAGAAUAUGAUGUGAGGCAUUGGAAAGGCACAAGUGUUGUUGCCCAUUGUGUGCAGUGAAGCUUAAACGGAUCAGUUAGUUUUCUUUUUAGCACACAGUAUUCACGUCUGUAUAAAAAAAAUCACAUGUAAAUCUUUGUAGAUUUAUCGAUUUGUUGUCGUCUGGGUUAGCUGUAUAUGUUGCUUUCUCAGUGUCAAUGGUGAUUUCAAAUUUCCCAGUCAUGUUACAGGUUGUUUGUGAGGCAUAAGUUUUAUGCAUUUUAUUUUGAAGAAAAAAAACCAAGAGUUGUGGAAACAUGUGUUUUGACGUUGUUGACUAAUUGAGCUCACUAAAUUUGUUUUCUCCUUGUUGAAUUUAUGUGAAUUGUGCUCGAAUAGAACGCAAAGUGUGACCGUUCAGUUAAGGAGAAUCUGUUUUGUGUAACAAAGCUUAGGGCCUUGUGUACCAUACUUCCACUGUAAUUUAUCUGUAAAUAAUUAGAACGGCAUUUGUAACCAAAACGGGGAAGGAAAAUGUAAUGCUAGACAGAUUAUUGUAAUUCUGCCUAAAAAGGGUGCUUUUAUGUGAAGUCAUAGACAUAUUUUAAUCAGUAAAUAAGAAUUAUUUUGCCAUAGUGAGAUAAGUAGUUGUGCUCAAAGUCCAUGGUACGCAAAGCGCACUGCUCUCGUGAAAUGUAAAUGUCUGAAAUUCAUUCUUGAUUCUGCCAUGUAAAUUGUAUGCAUAGUACUUUUGUUAAGAGCUGUUUGAUGUAUCAAGGGCAUUGUCCUUUUGACGGCAAGUUACCGAAAAUUGUUAAAUCCCUUGAGUUAGAAGGCCCAUGUGGUCGCUGGAGUGUGUACCUUAGAAUGAAGAUUGACUGGCAAAUAACUGAAUUCACUGAGUUUUGGUAACGCUGAGGUGGGUUGACUUUAAAAAUGUUUCCGCCAUCGUCAACUUUAUCUCCCCCACCCCCAACUAACCCUUCCCCCACUCACUGAAAAUUACCCUCAGGCAUUGAAUCGGAGAUUAUCCGUUUUUUAAUAAUGGAAGAAGUCACAUUUUUCUUUUCUUUUUUCUUGGAUAGCCAGCUCCAUAUACUGAACAUGGAUGAAUGAUGUUUAGGUGAUAGCUUAAUGAAAAUCAGUGCCAUACAAGUUGAACCAUGUGUGAAAUUUAAUCCCUGUGUUUCAUUUUUGGUGACGCAGUAAGGAAAAUACUGGUGACUGGAAGAUGGACAUCAUGUCGGCCAUGAUGUGUAUACAUGUACCUUGCAAAAAAAAUCGCUAUGAACAUUGCUCUUUUCGGUCAUGUGAUACCGGUGGUCAGAAGCUGAUAGCCUAGUGGCACAUCUGAAAGUUCCACAUCUAAAAGGAUGUACUUGCUCUGUUUUAAGACUGAACUGUUUCUUUGAAUUUUUAAUGUCAAAAUAGCACGUUCUUAAUUACACUUUGCAAAGUUCAACAACGAAAUGCCGUGCCAAAUUUUUUAUAGGAAAAUCACCCCCCCCCCCCUUUAUUCCGAUGAAACACCCCCCCCCCCCUUUUUUAUUUCUAGCAUAUAACUCAGGUUUACAGCAUCACAAAAGAAGGGGCUAGAUACUAGAGCUAAACCUCAUCCCUUCCCCUCAGUAUUUUUCACUUCAAGAAGUAACAUACUUUUCCGCAUUAACCAAAAACCAGCUCUUUCAAUGACAUUUUGGUAACUUUUUUUUUUCAACUUUCUGGAAUUUUGAUGGGAUUGCAGAAGCUGUUAGAAUGUAUUUCUUGUAUGUGUGUAAUGGCAUCAGAUCACCAACACCAAUGUGCAGUGCAUAUAAACUUGACCUGGCAAAAACAGCCCAUCAAGUUAGAUUUGUAAUAUUUUAUGUCCGGUUUUCAAGCAAAAUGUUUUGACCUCUGUGUGAAUCUGUACGCUACCUCCUGUCGAAUUGCUAGCGGUCAAUGUGUGCACAUGUAAAGUCCAAGUUUAAUUUGGCAAAACGGUUGAGUCGUAUGACCAAAUUGUAUCUAUUUAUUGUACAGGCGAUUUUGCUGAAGAACAGAAUUUUACCGAAUUAUUUUGAGAAAAAAAAGGGUGGCACCUUGAUUCGCUUCAAAAGGUCAAGAUGAUUAUUUGGGAGGUCUGUUUUAAGUUUAAAAAAUGUCGAAAAUAUAUUAGAUGAGGUAAAGCCUUGAGUAAAAUGGGUGCAAGGCUUUUUAUUCAGUAUUUAAUGCGAAGUAGUUGUUGAUUUGUUUUUAUAGUGUAAUUGUUUAGAUGAUUAAAGGAAGAAACUGUGUUUGUAGGAAAGAUAAA